UGGCGAGACUACAACUUGCCAAAAAUUAACGAAAACUUUCUCUUAUUUUUAACAAGUUUAGGUCAACGGUAUUUUUCGUUUAUAUUAAAGAAAUCUGAUAGUAGAAAAUUACUUUCGAAUGCUCAUCAAAACAAAGUACUUAAAUAUUUGAAUAAUAAAAAAAGGUUUCUUUCUAUAUUAUAUCAGUUGAGGAAACUUUAAAGAAAUAAACAGUAAAAAAAAAUACACAAUGUGUUUUUUAGUUUCGCACGUCUCUAUCUAGUGUCCCACGUAAUCAAACUGAGCAUGGAGUAUGUGUGCUGUCUUCCUGUUGACUAAACACUUGACUUACUGAGUUUUAUACUGACCUGUCAUUUUUAACUCGCUCACGUCGAUAUGAACUUUGUCGGUGGUACGCUGAAAACAACUAACUAAGCAUGAGCGAGGCCUGGAAUUCAGGGAACUUUCAACAAGGGUACACCCCCCCUCAGCCUCAGGUUGGGGGAGUGAAACUUUUUGACCCGACUCAGUUCCAAGCUCCAGUGUCUUCCUUUGACGGAAAUGUGAACCCCGCAGGUUCCAACCAGAACCAGCAUCCAUCUCCCCCCCAGGCGGGCGGUCAGAAUGCUGCGUCACUGUCCGGGGCCCACAGCUCGUGGAACAGCUGGGGUAGCUGGGAUUGGAACUCAGACAGUAACAAUGCUGCAGUGACGGGAGAACAGCAACAGCAACAACAACAACAUGGUGCCACACCAGGUCACCAGCAGCACAACGUUCUGUCACAAGAUGGCAGCAGCAGUGGUGGUGCAGCGAGCCAGCAGCAGUACGGGGCUGGUCAGUACAGCACCGCAUGGAAUCACGGCUGGGACGGGGCAGGCUCCUAUGGUCAGAACAGCACGGGAUACGCGCAGCCGGACACCGGGGCUCAGUACUCCCAGCUGCAGCCGGGGCAGUUCUUUGACGGCUUUGGCCAACAGCCUCAGUACAGCCAGCAACCCCAGCAGAUGUAUGAUGGUCAGGGCUAUUUACAGCAGCAAGUACCCCAACAACAACAACAACAACAACAACAACAACAACCUCAACAACAGCAGCAGCAGCAGCAGCAACAACAGCCUCAACAACAACAAGAGCAACAGCAACAACAGCCACAACCACCACAUCAUAACCAGCCAACCCCAGAGGGUAGUCCUGGACAACCCUCAUAUCCCCCUGAGGGUAGCCCCGGGCAGCCCCAGUAUCCGCGUGAGGCCCAGGGUUAUUAUGACCAGGGUCAGGAGCAGUACCAGCAUGGCCAGAGCCACGACUACUAUGACCAGCCUUUUGACGCUACUGCCUGGGCUCCCACAAGCGACGCUGGGCACUGGGGUGCGGGUUUCCAACCCCAGCUGGUGGCUGCGGACAGCCAAAAUCCUGCAGCGCCCCCGCAUCCGCCCCCGCAUCCGCCCCCAGCGGUGUCCCAGCAUCCAGGGGGAGAAAAUGCACCUUUGGUCUCGGAGUCGGGCCAUUCUGCAACUAGUCAGGGAGCACAGCCAGCUGCCGCAGGUCCUGGUCUAGAGCUGUACAAUGACAAUGAUGAAGACGGGACAGUGUCUGGGUUCUUCGGUCGUGGAGACGACGACGGAGAUGUGCUGUCUGACUCGCAGAAGUUCCCUCGGCAGGGAGCAUUUGACCUUGGGGCAGCCCCGCCCUUGGUGUCCGGCAACCUCUCUGUGGACUCCAACUUCCACAGGACUAACUCGGAGAUUAGCAAUGCCAGUUUGUCCACCCUAAACCAGUCCACUAUGGAAGACGAUGAAGGAAAAGCGUCGCUCAAUGAUCUUCAGAACUUGGUGCAGAAGAUGGAGGAGGUUCACCUGUCUGGAACCGCACAGGACAGGAGUCAAGGUGGGGGUGUUGGGGGAGGAAGGGAUCAGGCGGUAGAGGAUGGGGCCCACCAGCCCGUCCCUACCCCGCCCAACCCAUCGUACGCUCCCCCAGACUCUGGGGAUGUCUCACGACAGUCUCACCCCCACCUGGGGGACUACUCGGGUUUUGGAAGUCCUGGCUAUAACGUGACCCCCCACUCUUUGCCACUAGACACCAGUGUGAGGUCUUCGUCCCCUGACAGAGACCAGCCGGGAUCGGCAGAGUCUGGCGGGUCGGGGGCGUCUGGCGGCUCGUCGGGUCUAGCAGACUGGGAGAUUGUCCCCCCUCAGUCUCAGACGCACAGUCGCAACAGCUCUCUGGACAACAGCCUGGCCUUCCUCCCUGACAAACCAGAUGGUGGCGGUGGCUGUGCGGAGCAGGGACAGGACGGUGGUGACUCGCACACUAGGCCCACUGACCGUCCCUCAGGGGAUGUUCGCCCUCACGUUGCCCCUACAGCAACAGAAGCUAAUCUUGUGCAACAUGCAGCUCCUGAUGUGUCUAGGACAGGAACUCAAGACUUUGAUGGUGUUGUUAGUGAUCAGCACAACUCGGCAGUAAUCGAAGCAAAACAAGGGGAAGCACUCUCAGUGCAGGCUCCCCCUCCAUCAGCCUUGUUACCUCCCCCUGUGUCUGGGUCCUCUUCUCCAGGAGAGGCCUCGACAAACCCGUUUCGUCGUGGAGGUGUUAGUCCCCGCCACCCCAUGCUGCAGCCGCCAGUGGCUACGUCUUCUCCAGCCAGUAGUCAGCCGGUGUUUGCUCCUACUACCAGUGCUCCCUCACAGAACUUUCCACCUUCGAGUUCUUCGUCUGACACCCCAACCAAAGAUCCUGUAGAACAACAGAAGCCUAAGGGUAUGUCUGCAUUACCCUCAAAGCCAAAAGUGGCUACCGGUACCGAAGAUGGAAGCCGAGCCAGCAGAAAAGAUUUCGAUCUCGAUGCCAAACGUUCCCAACCACAGGGCCCUGCCCGGUCAUCUAAACCAGAAGAAAACCCGCGAAGACGUAACUCUCGCGAGUCGGAGGAAGGAGCCCUGUCGGGAGGACAGAGGCGCCACCAUUCAGCUUUCCAGCCCGUGAGUCGAGCCCGCCAGACGGCCAUGUCGCCUGCAACCACACUGUGGGAGAACUCUGAUCCCGCACCCGCCUCCAACAUCCUUCUGGCCCCCGCCAUGCCACUCAUCAUCCCUGCCCUCAACCCCUACUCCGCGGCCGCUGCCUCUUCGGACAAACCUGCAGAGAAAUCGGUGACUGGUGGGAACAAGCGGGAAGCGGGCGUGGCUACUACUGGCCAGGCAGAGAGACCAGCCCAGAGUAAAGAGUCAGACAGGAAGUCAGAACAAAGGAGAGAAGACAGAGAGAGAGAAGAUGUGAAUCGAUCGUUUGACUCCUUGGAUGAGAUCGACGCUGAUUACAAUAGGGACUCUGCAAGGGACAAAGGUUACCGGAAUCAGCGUAACGACCCGCGGGAGGCAAGGGACCCGCGGUACUCGAAGGAGCGGUCAUACAGCCGUGGUCAGUACCAGUACGAGCGGCCUGCCAGUCGCACUGACCGCCCGUCCAGCCGCGCUGAGGCAUAUGGAAAGGAUGACCCAUACAGGAAGUACCGAGGCUACUACCGGGACUAUGGGGACAGCUAUUAUGACGAGAGAUACGAGAGGCCACGAUCUAGGCACGACGAAACAAAGAGUGGGAGUCGUCCAUCCUCAAGGUCAGCGCAAGAUGCAGACAGACCAAAGUCACGGGCUGACUACGACAGAGAAAGAGAUUACUACAGAGACCGACAGAGAGGUUACGGGGGCUACGACAGCUACGGGCGGCAUCAGGACUACUACAACGAGGAGAGAGAACGUUACUACCGCUACUACAAAGACAGGGAGGCGCGCUACGCCAGAGGUUACUACGACGAGUAUUAUGGGGCAAGGCAUGCAGAAUAUUAUCAGCAACAGCAGCAGCAGCAGCAACAGCAGAGGGCUGUUGAGUCCCAGAUUCACAGACACAGCAGUCAGGAAGUGGAGCGUUCCUCCAGCAGAAGUCAGUCCCGCAGUCAGUCUCGCAAUCAGUCUCGAGGCAACACACCAGGCCUCGAACCUCCUCCCACUGGUGACUACUACAACCGCGGCUCCCGUCCCCCCAGCCGAGCAGACUAUGCUGCCGAAUACUAUGGUCGCCAUGGUUAUGCAUACGACCCCUACAGCUACCAUGAGGGAUACGGCUACGACCCUUACAACUACGGCUAUGGCUACCCUGGCUAUGAGGACUAUGGACAGGCCUACGACCAGGGUCGUUUGACCCCUCCAAAGUAUUCCUACCCCCAUGUGCGGGCUUGUUUCGGCCCCAACGGUCAACUGGUCAAGGUGUUGCCCAACAGGCCCACCGACGGUCAGCCGGCCAUUGUAGAGGUGCAGGAGGUACAGAGUGUCUUGGAGAACUGUCCGGAGGCAGAGGAGUUGAGAGCUUUCCCAGGACCUCUCACAAGAACGUCUAGCCACAAGAAAGAUGUCCUGUUGUUCUGCCAGCUACGUGCCCGUGCGUGCGUGGACCAGGUGGAUAUGGUGGACAGAGAGUCAGCACAGCUCAUUUGGAGACUUCUGGAACUGCUCAUCAAGCAGAAUGGGUCGGUGGUGGGCACAGACCUGUCUGAUCUGCUCCUGGAGGGACACGAACCUGGGACCCACCAGUACAGUCUGGGUGGUCUGAGGGUGUCACAGAGCCCCGAGCUGGAGGAUGGCACAGACGGGGAGGGAGGAGAGGGGAGUUCACGGGCCUCGCCGGCUGUCAGAGUAACCAGUGACAGGACGGUCAUCAGCGCUGUCAGGCAGAGGGAGGAGUGGAUUGACAGAUUCCGGCAUUUGUUGACCUAUGGGAGAAAGAAGGACGCUCUGGAGUGUGCCAUGAAGAACAACCUGUGGGGACACGCCCUCUUCCUGGCCAGCAAGAUGGACACUCGGACACACGCUAGUGUCAUGACCAGAUUUGCCAACAGUGCCAUGAGAAUGAACGAUCCGCUGCAGACCUUGUACCAGCUCAUGUCUGGGAGGCAGCCGGCUGCUGUCACUUGUGUUGUGGACGAGAGAUGGGGAGACUGGCGCCCUCAUCUGGCCAUGAUUUUGUCCAACCAGACGUCUCGUCAAGACCUUGACCUCAAGAGUAUCAGCACGCUGGGAGACACACUGGCAUCUAAAGGCUGCUUGCACGCUAGUCAUUUUUGCUAUCUGAUGGCUCGUGUCAACUUUGGAAGUUUCUUCAAAAAGACGUCGAAGAUAGUUCUGAUUGGAGCCAAUCACAACCUCCCCAUGGAAGAGUUUGCCAGCAAUGAGGCCAUCCAGUGCACAGAGGUCUACGAGUAUGCGCAGGUCUUGGGGAACCCAAACUUUUGUCUGACACACUUCCAGAUAUACAAGUACCUGUAUGCCUGUAAGUUAGCUGACUAUGGAAUGGUCUCUGAGGCCCUUCUGUACUGUGAAGUGAUCGCGGCCACCCUGCAGCAAUACCCCACCUGGUUCCAGCCUGCCUUUGUCAAACUGGUCUAUCAGCUGUCGAGCAAGCUCAAGUACUCCGACCCCCAGCGGCUGCAUACCAGCGAGGACGCAGAGGACCCCAUGUGGCUCCAGCAGUUGUGGAAGAUCUGUGCCGCUUAUGACGAUGGCAGUAUCCAGCCAGUGUCGGGUCACGCCACGCCGGCCCUGUAUGGAGCGACCGCCACCACCGCCAGUAGUGAGAGUGGAGAGGUCAACCCGUAUGCAUAUAACUAUACCUCUGACCCUGCCCAUGUGACUUCUGGGGCUGACCCCUAUAACCAGCACCAGACCCCAGCCCAAGCCACAGACAACAGCUACUACGGUCAUCAGAGCGGAGACGUGCAGUCGGGAGUGGACGCCACAGACUCCAGUCACUACACACAGCAACAACCACCACAACAACAACCACAACAGCAACAACAACAACAACAACAGCAACAGCAGAAUGCCCAGACACAACACUAUGACCCCAGCCAGUGGCAGCAAUAUGGCCAACAGUUUUCUGGGUAUACUGAGCAACAACAGCAGCAGCAGCAGCAGCAACAGCAGGAUUAUGGUGGUGGAGACCAGCAGGGUUACUAUCAGUCACAGCAGCCGCAGCACGAUGCGGUGGGACGACAGCAACAGCAGCAGCAGCCUGAUCAGCAUUACGACCCAGCGUCAUACGGGAACUAUUACGGCCAGCCCCCUACAUCCUCGGCAGAUGGUCAGCUGGACUCCUCGUCCUCGUCCACACAGCUGAGCGGUCAGCUUCAUCACUCCCAGAACUUCAACAACUUCGCCGUUCCCGCUGUACCUCAACAGCAUCAGCAGCAUCAGCAACCGCAGCACCAGCAGAUGCAGCAGCGCGGUAGUAUCAGCACCGCGGAUGAAGAGGACGACGACGACGAUGAUGAUGAUGAUGAGAGAGACGGAAGCACCAUGGGAUACUCAGCCACAGGGUUCGAUUACUUUGGCAAUGUGGGGGCGCAGCAGGUGGUGGCACCCCCCCACCGUUACCGCACAUUGUCCAACAGCUCCACAGGAAGUGGUCGCCAGCGAAGACGCAGGACGACCUCAGGCAGUAGCACUGGCAGUGUCAAGGCCGCACCGCCUAAGGCCACGAACGCAGGGGCAAACACUGCUGCAGCACCACCUAGAGGGGAUGAUAAGAAGCAGAAACAAGGAGACGGAAAAGGAUGGUUUGGGGGGAUCUUCAGCAAAUUUUCUGCUAAAGGCAAAAAUGAGAUGAUCCUACCAGAUGACAAAGACCCAGCGAUUGUGUGGGAUCCGGUGAAGAAGAAGUGGAUGAAUGCUGAUGGGACAGAGGAUGAGGUAGCCAGCGCAGCCCCCCCUCCUAAAGAUGCUGAUCUCAUGGGCAAGCCGCCAAGUGCUGCUCCCCCUCCUGGCAGCGGGCCUCCCUCCGGCCCCCCACCCCCCUCAGGGGGAGGAAACAAGUUCUCUCUCAAAGCUAAAGGUGUGAGGAACCAGUACGUGGACGUAAACAACCCCAAGCCCGUCUCCGUGCCCCAGGAGCUGUUCAAUGUGAUGGCCCCGCCCACCUCGUCAACUGCCUCACAGCAGCCACCCGCCGCCCCUCAGGUCCUUAUGCCCGCCGCAGGAGACUCCAACAACAGUGGUGCUUCGGAGGGCAUGUUGUCUGUGCCUGGACCGGGAAAUGAGUUGUCACGCUCCAGUUCUGUCAGCUCUCUGGCGCAAGAAGUACAGAGUAUUUUGCAAGAGCCCCAGCCCACGGGUCAACAGCCACAGCCGCAGCAACAGCAGCAGCAGCAGCAGCCUCAAGUGCCGUCAAUGCCGAUGUUGUUCAACCCUGCCACCCUACAGAGCGGCAGUCAGGGCCAGGCGCUCUCAUCAGCAGGGCCGGGACUCAAGUACGGACAGAGGAGGGCCUACCCCAAAUGAUGACGGCCUCCCCGAACUAGUUCUCUCUGUCUCUCUCCCGACAGGUUUUUGGGGGAAUUAGGACCAGAUUCUUUUCCAUGGGUAUACAAAGUGGUGAUGGGUUUUAAAAAACCAGGACAAAGGUGAUUUUGUUUAAAUGUGUAGGCGUCCUACAUUGAAAUCAUCGCCUCUCAAGAAAAACGAGUAGCUCCACCAUUUUUUUCGCUCGUUGUGUGAAACGGGUGGAAGGGAGUUGCAUCGUGUUUUUUUUUCUUCUUUCAGCAGCAACGACAUGCUGUGUUGCUGUCUUGAGUUGCAGAGAUAUUAUGAAGCUGUCGUCUGUUGUUUUGAAGAGGGAAGUGGGUUUUUUUGCUGCAGAGUGACUGUCGGCAUGAUGUGAUUGAUUCCCAUGUUGUCUGGCUUGAUGACGAUAACACAGAUGCUUGGUGAGGAUAUUUAUCUGUAGGUUAUACAGAGAGAUACAGAGAGUCUUUUCAGGCUGUGGAAAAUAAUGUCCUGUUCAGAUUUUAUUUGAAGAAAGAAAAAAAA
Messenger RNA from Aplysia californica (California sea hare), 7835 nucleotides. Its product is annotated as protein transport protein Sec16A. Gene Ontology annotation, cellular component: ER to Golgi transport vesicle membrane; endoplasmic reticulum exit site. The coding region runs from base 417 to 7307 and encodes 2296 amino acids. NCBI's taxonomy places the organism in Eukaryota, Metazoa, Mollusca, Gastropoda, Aplysiida, Aplysiidae. The record is from RefSeq and is a predicted model, not a curated record. Gene Ontology annotation, biological process: Golgi organization; COPII vesicle coat assembly; autophagy. The transcript is spliced from 31 exons.